UAGCGGAAAGGGAGGAAGCGCAUGCGCAUAGGCGUAUUUUCGCGGUAAAAUGAAACGGGCUUCCUUCACUUCUGACCAAAUAUCCUAAUGACGUUUGCUCUCAUAGUUAAAUUAAAAUUUGUAGUUAUGUCGAAGUGUCUAUUUCCAAAGAUUGGAUUGCUGCUAUGACUUCCGAUUGACGCAACUGCUAGUCGCUUAACCAUUACCUCGAAUUGUGCCCUUACUUGUCGCUCUUGUUUUCCUCGUCGACUCAAGAACGUACAACAAUGUCACAGGUAACAUCAGAAGACUUGAAAUCAGAACUCGAAAUGUUCUGCAUAGCUUGUAACGAUGACUCCGCCUUGGACAAAAUGGUAGAGCAAUGCGUUUGCAGCAGGAUCCAAGCAGAUGAGUGGGUUUUGGAGUGGGUUGCGUACAGCACCACUAAAAAUGGACUGUUGCUUUCUGUGGACACCCUGGAACAAUUUGAACACGAGGUGUUAAACAAGAGGAUUAAAUCCAAACAAAGCUUCAAGAGAGAAGAGCGAAACAGACCUAGAGACAUUAAGACAAUACAGGAUAUUAUAAAAGCUGAAGAAGAAGAGGAUAAUCUACUGGACUGCUACUCUACUCCUGCAAAGGGCUCCCAGAAACGAAUGCUAACCACUCCAGAAAAUCCCCAUUCAAAGAGGAGCUCAGCCUUGUUGGCCAGUCCCGGUGUCCUGCUAUCUCCUUUGUCCUUUUCUCCCAGUGCUACUCCCUCACAGAAGUACAGCCAACGUGGAGGGAAAGGAGAGGUGGUGGUCUCGUUUGGGGCUGUGCAGGGUACACGUUGGGCUGGCAGGAGGGCUUCUGAUGCAGUGAUGCAGCUGGAGCUGCUGGAAGGGCCGGAGAAUUCUCUCCGUUGCAGCUACAAGUACAUGUUCCAGAGACUGCGUGAUAUUCGGAAUGUGUUGACUGAGAAGAUUGAGGAUCUGGGAGAAGCACUCAGGUCACAUUUCAACAUUGAAGAGUUUUCUCCAGUCUCACUGCCAGCGCAGGACCAUAUUUCAGUUUUGGGUCAGGUGUGCUGUGACAGUAAUGGCAAAUUGAACGCACAGUCCGUUUUGUUGGAAGCGGGACAAGAGCAAGGUGGUCAGCAAGUCCGUGUGGACCUGUCGGAGCUCCAGGAGUAUUCCCUGUUUCCUGGCCAGGUGGUGGCAAUGGAAGGAAUGAACACAACGGGACGUAAACUGGUGGUUUCUAAACUCUAUGAGGGAGUCCCACUUCCCUUCUACUCAUCAGCAGGGAAAACCGAGCCGGCUGAAGAGCCUGUCAGUGUGCUUGUAGCUUGUGGCCCUUACACACCUUCUGACAGCCUGAACUUUGAACCUCUCCUGGACCUGAUCCAUGUUAUUGGAAGGGAUCGCCCUGACAUCUGCAUACUUCUGGGCCCUUUUGUUGACUCUAAACACGAACAAAUUGAGAAAUCCCAGGUGACUGAGCCUUUUGAGGCCAUUUUCUCAAGAUGCAUCGAAAGCAUCGUGGAAGGCACAAAAUCUGUCGGCUGUCGCCUGGUGUUUGUUCCCUCCCGGAGAGACGUCCACCAUCAUUACAUCUACCCACAGCCACCCUUCACCAUGCCCAACCUCAGCAAGAACCCACGGGUGACCCUCGUUCCUGAUCCUUGCACCUUGCUGAUUGAGGGUGUGACCUUUGGCUUGACCUCCACUGACAUUCUGUUCCACUUGGGUGCGGAGGAGAUCAGCUUUGGCACUGGACCGGACAGAUUUUCUCGAAUUCUGAAGCACAUACUGACGCAGAGAAGUUACUACCCGCUGUACCCACCUGUUGAGGAUGUGAACAUGGACUAUGAGAAAUUCCAGAGUUUCGGUCAGAUGCCACUCACACCAGACGUUCUCCUCAUUCCAUCUCAGCUACGCUACUUUGUUAAGGAUGUCAUUGGCUGUGUAUGUGUCAAUCCCGGACGCCUGACCAAAGGCCAUGUGGGUGGAACCUAUGGAAGGCUGCUUAUUCAAUGCGCCGCCUCAUCAGAUGACGACAAGAGACGAGUCAGCCGCUGUUUGGCGGCUCAGGUUGUGAAGAUUUAACUGAAAUAAGGACUAAUAAUACAAAUGUAAGCCUCUUUCAAACCAACCACCUGGCCUUCUGAAAACCAUUCAACAGAUGUUUUUUCCAUAAAGUACUGGGGUAGUCUGAUCAUCUUUUGACACUGUGCUGUUCUGACCAUCCAGCAGCAAUGAAUCAAAAAAGUUACCUGUAUGAGAGUUUUUGUGUAUAAAGUUUAUACUCUAUGACUGCAACAUUAGGUUAUACGUACAACAUGUGUGAGAAUUCUGUCUAAAUGCCACCGAUUUAUAUUUGCUUUUUUAGUCUGGGGGAGGGAGGAGGGGGGGUCAAGUUGUUCAGCAGUGGAUACUACAAUCAAAACAAAACAAUUAUUUUUGUAAUGUAAUUUUUUUAACCAGUUGUGUUUUUGAUCUCAUUAGAGCCUGAAAUGUUUCAAAUGGGGCAAGUAAAUGAAUAGCCUCCCCUUACAUCCAGGCAAAGUAGCUACUGGUAAAUUUGUGUUGUCAUAUUGACAAGCUCGUCCAGGAGUUUCAACUACACACUCAACAUAUUUCAAUAUCUCUUUAGAACUGACUACUACCACUAUCCUUUUGAUCAAUUAUAGAAUUUCAACCCUUUUACAAAAAAUGGAUGAUACCACUUUGUUUGCAUAGCUACAGUACAACAACAUGAGAUCACACAUACUUUUUAGGUAGGUGGGCUCCUUAUAGGAUAAGAGCGUUGGGAAAAUAUAAAUAAUAGCAAUCAGUCAUAAAAAUGGUCAAACUCAUCAGAGUCGCUUUGCCGAUCUGUGUGUUUCUCCUCGGAAAAUGUCCAUGUUGCAGGUUACUGGAAAGUAAACAAAGCCUGAAUGAACCUCCGCAAACUAUUAAGUUUGCAUUUUGGCUUAAUUUUUGUGAUGAUACCUUUGCUGGUUGUACUUUUCGGUUCUUCGACUGCUUUUUCUCUGUAAAAUAAAAUAUGGAGGUAGAUUCAUUGAACAAUG
This is a messenger RNA of Hippocampus zosterae (dwarf seahorse), 3034 nucleotides long. RefSeq names its product polymerase (DNA directed), alpha 2 (gene pola2). Gene Ontology annotation, molecular function: DNA binding. Gene Ontology annotation, biological process: DNA replication initiation; DNA replication. NCBI's taxonomy places the organism in Eukaryota, Metazoa, Chordata, Actinopteri, Syngnathiformes, Syngnathidae. The coding region runs from base 267 to 2069 and encodes 600 amino acids. Gene Ontology annotation, cellular component: alpha DNA polymerase:primase complex. The transcript has 18 exons. The record is from RefSeq and is a predicted model, not a curated record.